UUCCUCGUUCUCUGGCGCAGGGCCCCCAGCUGGGGCAGUCCCGCAGCCGAGUGCAGCCAGGCGCGCGCCGCCGCCCACUCGCCCUGUGCCCGCUACAGCCCGAAAGUAACCCGGGCUGGGAGCUGAGGGGACAGCGGGGAUCGUGGGCUCUUAACCCGGAGAGAGCAGGCGUGUCCGCAGCCGGAAGACCACCUGGAGGACAUGGAGGAAAGAGCCUCAGAGACCAACUCCAAUGUUGACAGCUCAGCACAGCCUUCGGUGGCCCAGCUGGCCGGGCGGUUUCGGGAGCAAGCAGCGGUGGCCAGGGAGACACCAGCCAGUAAGCCAACCAGAAGGAAACCACCCUGCUCCCUCCCCCUGUUCCCCCCCAAGGUAGAGCUGGGCCAGAACGGUGAGGAGAAAUCACCAUCCAACGCCAGCCAACCACCUAAAAUCAAGGUGAAGAGCUCACCUCUGAUUGAGAAGCUUCAGGCCAGCUUAGCCUUUGACCCGGCAGCUCUCCUGCCUGGGGCUUCACCCAAAAGUCCUGGACUCAAGGCCAUGGUAUCUCCAUUUCACAGUCCCCCUUCCACACCCAGCAGCCCUGGUAUCCGAUCGCAGCUGGGAGAGGCAGAGGAGGUGCCUGUGAGCUUUGACCAGCCUCCUGAAGGAGCUCACCUGCCCUCUUACAAUAAGGUGCGAACUAGAGGCUCAAUAAAAAGACGCCCUCCCUCGCGGAGAUUCCGAAGGUCCCAGUCGGACUGUGGGGAUCUUAGAGAUUACAGGGCUGUGGAACCAUCUCAGGAAAACGGUGCCAGGGAGGAAAAUGGAGAUGAUGUGUUUCCUAGCAAGAGCAAGGACCCCGGGUCUCCCCAACCCAACCAGGAGGCCAUGGUGGACGGGGUGGAGGGAACCUCGCCGUCUGCAGACAACCCACGGAGGAGGAACAGGUGCAACAGUGCGGAGAAGCCAGAGGAGCUGUUCGGGACCCCAGAGGAGGCGACUGCUGGAGAGAAGGCUGGACAGAAUCCAGACCCAGCUAGUCAGGGCCAUCCAGAGGUCCAGGAGCCAUCGCGAACCUGCAGCCGAGAGGCUGAGAAUGGGUGUGGAAGCCCACAGGAAGAGACAGCGCCCGGAGAACCUACAGACCCUGGGAAGGCCGCUGAAGGGAUGGCCUCUGAGGAGAGGGCAGCUGAUGAAGAGGGCAGGCUCGGACAGAAAAGCCCAGAUGCAAAUGUACCCGAGGAGGAAGCUGUCAGGGAGAAGGCUCCCCAAACUACUUCGGGAACAGCAGAAGGCACCACUAUCGCAGAGCAGAGGGAGGAGGCGCCUCUGGAGCCAAGCCGCAGCUCAGGGGCCAACGAUGCUGAUGCUGCAGGAGGGAGCACCGCCGAGAUCCAGAAUGAGAACACAGUCUCCAUGGACAACAUCCCCAUCGAGGAUACACGAAUGUGAUGAAGGGCUCAGGGUACCAGUGAUGGGGCCACUGGAGACAUCUCCUUGGAAACAGCAGCAGUAAUAGCAGCAGGGGCAGUGCAUGAAGCCGCUGCAGAAGCAGACAGAACACACGGAGCAUCUGGAGAUAGCCCAGGAUGCGGGGCGGAUUGUCCCCUGUAGGCUGCACCAGCUGUCUCCUCACUGGAGACAAGGGCUGAGGACAGUAGAGUUUCAUCAACUUGAGUUGGUGUCGUCUGGUGCACAGACUCAAAGUUAUAUCUAUUUAAAGCAAUUUGAUGUGGUGUCUGCUCCGCGGCAAUCCGGGUGGGUCUUCCUGUUGACCCCCACGCCUUCCUACAGCUGACCUCCCAAACUAGGUUCUUGUAACUUGUGUAAAGUUACGGCCUUUUUCUAUUGUUCUAACGUUUUUAUGGUUCUCAGAUAUAACUUAAAACUAAUUUUAGGUAGAUAAAGAAGAUAGUCUUAUGGAGAGUAAAAUCCUCUAAGUUACAGAGACCUGAAAACACAUCAAAGUCUUCAUGAGGGUCUUUCUGCUUGCUCCAAAUGGGAAACAGCCGACCAGUUUCAAAAACUCAAAGAGAUAUUUAUUAAAACAUUUAAAAACAUUUUCCUGUCCAUUCCAAGGGCAGGAGCUUUCCCUGUCCCACACAGCCUGGCUGAUGAGAACAAGGGAGGUGACUGGUCCAUCUCAUGCUAUCCCAAGGAGAGGCAGGACAUCAGACAUUGUGGCUUUGGGCUUCAUCCCCGCCCUGCCCCCCCACCCCCCACCCCCGAAAGUGAACAGUAUGCCUGCCUUGCUCCAAAAAUGAGUCGUACUCUCCUACAAGGUCACACUUGAACAGGAAACUGGCUGACCUCUGGGACUGGUGUUGAGUGUCCACAGUACAACUUACCUUCUGAGAACAUCCCUCUUAGCUUCUCUAUGAAGCUUUUGUUUGCUUUUGCUUUUUUUUUUAAAUCUCACCAUGUAGCCUUCUAUGUAGCCCAGGCUGGUUGUGAACUAGCGAUCCCCCUGCCUCUGCCUCUGGAUUGUAGAAAUGCAUCAUCGUGCCUGGCUCUCAGUAAGCAUUUCUCAAAUCCAACACCAGGUUCUUCUCCCAGACUAGGAGGCAUGCGCUGGAGGUCUUCAGCCUGUUUCCAUCAGGAACUCCUGCUUAGUAUCCUGUCUGGGGAUAAAGCAGGGUUUGCAGGGAUGAGGCUCGGUCAGAUAUCCAUUCCUUCGAUCACCUCCCUCCCCCGUGAACUCCUGCUGAAGAAAUGUUAACCUGAAUAAAAUGAUGAAUUCAAUA
Molecule: messenger RNA, 2726 nt
Organism: Apodemus sylvaticus (European woodmouse)
Lineage: Eukaryota; Metazoa; Chordata; Mammalia; Rodentia; Muridae
Gene: Rcsd1
Product: RCSD domain containing 1
Exons: 7
Coding region: 202-1434 (410 amino acids)
Biological process (GO): skeletal muscle contraction; protein localization to endosome; retrograde transport, endosome to Golgi
Cellular component (GO): WASH complex; early endosome
Molecular function (GO): actin filament binding; retromer complex binding; phosphatidylinositol phosphate binding
Source: RefSeq, a predicted model, not a curated record